This is a messenger RNA of Ogataea angusta, 732 nucleotides long. RefSeq lists its product as uncharacterized. Bases 1 to 732 code for a protein of 243 amino acids. NCBI's taxonomy places the organism in Eukaryota, Fungi, Ascomycota, Pichiomycetes, Pichiales, Pichiaceae. The record is from RefSeq and is a predicted model, not a curated record. The transcript has a single exon.
AUGAAGAUUCAAUACCUGGCCGCCUCUCUUCUGUCUCUCGCUGCUACCGUCUGGGCACAUGAUUCUCCUCAUGGAGGCCCUCAUGGGGGCCCUCAAUGGCCUCCCCACCCAGGGUACCACCACAAUACUACCUUGAGUACGCACAGCAAGCCUGUGUCUAGCCACUUGCCAAAGCCUUCACCAACUGCGGGCGGCUCCUUCAAUGAUACCCAUAUCAGCUUCAAGCUUUCUGUCCCCUGCUCACUCGGCUCUGCCAGUCUGGACUGGUUCAGCGAUAUUUCCGACACCAACUACUACGGCUACCACUUCUUACCGGACCAGUUCAAGGGAUACCACGAACAGGACGGCAACUUCUCGGACAUCGAAAUUGAUAUCGACGGAUCAGGCCCUACAAGAUUGGAGGUGAUUAUCAGCGAGAAAUGCAAGAGUCCCGAUGACGUCAUCCAUGUGGAGAUCGAUGCUACAAUCGUUCAAUCGAAGCCGGGUUUCGUUGGAUACUUCUUCCUCUACACUGAGGACGAGUCUGGAGGCCACGAAAAAAUCUCCACCCACCUUAUCACCGGAGUGGCCACUGCUGCCACGCAGACCCCAACGGUGCCACCGCCAUCUUAUACCCACCCUCCAAAGCCUACAGAGUCUCCUAGCCACGACGACCAUAAACUGCCACCAGGCAUCAAGUACACGCCGGUGCCAACUCCAACCUAUAAGCCACACUUCAAGGAGCACCAUUAA